AUGCUGCUGUCGCCCCUCACGUCUCCAACGCGUGCGCAUACACACGCGGACGGCGCAAUGGAUGAACGCGACGCCACUGGCGAUGAUGUUGGUGAUGGCGGUGUCGACGAUGACAACAAUCGUGGUGGUGUUUGUGGUGGAAGCAGGACCAACGACACAGAUGAAAAGCAGGGACGACAACAACAACAGCAACAGCAGCUACACGUUGGCGGCAGUGCGGUGGGAGGAGGAACAACGAGAGGACGGGAGGCAGCUGCUGUGACUGUGAAACGGAACGAACCACCAUUCGCAGCAGCAGCAGCAGCGGUGAUGGUGGCGCAAACACUCACGCACACGAACGGCGUGCACGCAAUCGACACUAUCGACGACGACAGCAACAGCGAACAGCAGCACGAAUGA
Messenger RNA from Salpingoeca rosetta, 399 nucleotides. RefSeq lists its product as uncharacterized. The coding region runs from base 1 to 399 and encodes 132 amino acids. The record is from RefSeq and is a predicted model, not a curated record. Lineage: Eukaryota; Choanoflagellata; Craspedida; Salpingoecidae. The transcript has 2 exons.